Durio zibethinus is the source of this 664-nucleotide messenger RNA. Its product is annotated as olee1-like protein. The record is from RefSeq and is a predicted model, not a curated record. NCBI's taxonomy places the organism in Eukaryota, Viridiplantae, Streptophyta, Magnoliopsida, Malvales, Malvaceae.
AUGGCAAAAGCUUCCGUGAUUGCCCUUGUUUCCUUGGCAAUUUGCCUUUCGUCCUUCCUCAGCUUAUCCUAUGCCGAAGACCGCUUCUUCGUCGAAGGCAAAGUUUACUGUGACACUUGCCGUGUGGAAUUUGAGACCAGAAUCAGCGAACCUAUUAAAGGUGCAACAGUGAACUUGGAAUGCAGGAACCGUACCGUCGAUGGCAGUAUCACAUACAGCCGAGGGGCAACUACAGACGAAUUGGGCAAAUACAGCAUCGAAGUCGAGGGUGAUCACGCGGAAGAAAUUUGUGAAGUCAGUGUUACCAAGAGUCCCAGGGAAGAUUGUAAUGAAUUCAUGGAAGCAUGGAGAAAAGCCAGGGUUCUCCUCACCAAGAAGAAUGGAGUAAUCGCGCCCGUUAGAUUUGCCAACAGUCUUGGGUUCUUGAAGAAGAAAGCUGUCCCUGGUUGUGCUCAAGUUCUUAAAGAAAUGGGUUUCGUUCCUCUUCACUAAGGACAUUAAAGAUUUUUACUUGUAGCACACUUCACCUUUUACCUAUAUAAAAACAAUGUUUAGCAUCUUUUUUUGUUCAAUUAUGGGCAAACCUAGAUGCACUAAUGUAUUGAUCUUAAUAUAACAAUCUAUAAUUUCUUAUAUAAAUCGUGUUUUUAAUUUUUUAUCCCAA